Molecule: messenger RNA, 3482 nt
Organism: Chelonia mydas (Green sea turtle)
Lineage: Eukaryota; Metazoa; Chordata; Testudines; Cheloniidae
Gene: SSC4D
Product: scavenger receptor cysteine rich family member with 4 domains
Exons: 11
Coding region: 1-1602 (533 amino acids)
Cellular component (GO): membrane
Source: RefSeq, a predicted model, not a curated record
AUGCUGCUUGGCAACGCCUCCGGUUCUGCUCCAUUGUCAUUCCCAGCGGUGCGGCUGGUCAAUGGGCGCACCCAGUGCCAGGGGCGCGUGGAGAUCCUCUACAACGGCUCCUGGGGCACGGUGUGUGACGACGACUGGGACCUAGUAGACGCCAACGUGGUGUGCCGCCAGCUGGGCUGCGGCCAUGCCCUCGCCAUGCCAGCUACCCUGACCUUUGGCCACGGGAGGGGGCCCAUCUUCCUGGACAACGUGGACUGCCAAGGCGGGGAGGUGGCCCUGAGCGAGUGCGGGAGCCGCGGCUGGGGAAUCCACAACUGUUACCACUAUGAGGAUGUGGCUGUCAUGUGUAACGAGCUCUCCCCCACCCGGGCAAGCAAAGGACCUGUGAGCAGAACCACCACAGCCAUGCUGCUGACCGGGAAGCGCGACGGCAGCAUCCGGCUGGUGAGCGGCGCCGACCCCUGCCGGGGCCGGGUGGAGAUAUUCUACCGAGGGACCUGGGGCACGGUGUGCGACGACGACUGGGGCAUGAGCGACGCCAGCGUGGUGUGCAGGCAGGCGGGCUGCGGCCCCGCAGUGGCCCACAAGAGCAACGCCUACUUCGGCUAUGGCACGGGGCACAUCCUGCUGGACAACGUGAACUGCGAGGGCAGCGAGCCCCGCCUCGCGGCCUGCUACAGCCUGGGCUGGGGGAUCCACAACUGCGGGCACCACGAGGACGCGGGGGUCAUCUGCACAGGGCUGCGGAUUUCAACGGUGGCACCAUUCACCACCUCGGCUGGCCAGGACUACGGAGAGUCAUUCACCGACACUGCCACAGCCACGGAUGCCGGAGAUCAGCCCUCGCCGGAGACCGAAGUGAUCACAGCAGCCCUUCUGGCUGCAGGCAAGAACAGUGCCAGCAUCAGGCUGGCGAACGGGAACAGCAGCUGCCAGGGCCGGGUGGAGGUUCUGUACCGCGGCGCCUGGGGCACGGUGUGUGACGACGACUGGGAUUUCACCAACGCCCAGGUGGUCUGCCGGCAGAUGGGCUGCGGGGUGGCAGUUGCGGCCACCGUCCUGGGGUAUUUUGGUUACGGCACUGGGCUGAUCCUUCUGGACAAUGUGGACUGCGCCGGCCGGGAGGCUGACCUGGCGAAUUGCUUCCAUCUGGGCUGGGGGCAGCACAACUGCGGGCACCAUGAGGACGCCGGCGUCAUCUGCAGAGGUGUGGACGAGUCCGAAGACCAUUUCACAGAAGAUGCUUUUGCCACCACGACCUCGGCCACAACUCGUCCCAAGGACGGAUCCCUGCGCCUGGUGAACGGCAGCCACCGCUGCGAGGGCCGCCUGGAGAUGUUCUACCUGUCCCAGUGGGGGACCGUGUGCGACGACGCCUGGGACCUCAGGGACGUCGCGGUGGUGUGCCGGCAGCUGGGCUGCGGGGCCGCCCGGGCUGCCUGGGGGGAGGCGCGCUACGGCCCAGGCACCGGCUACAUCUUCCUCGACAACCUCAAGUGCAAAGGCGACGAGCCCUCCCUGCUGCACUGCUCCCACAUCCGCUGGAACGUGCAUAACUGCGACCACUCGGAAGACGCCGGCGCCCUCUGCGGGCUGCUAUGACCGGCUCUGUGCCCGCGGCCGCCCAGAGACGCCCGGACUGACGCUGGCUCAAACUGCGGAGAAUUCCAGAUGCCAGCGGCACGUGGCGUGGUGUGGGCUGGCUUGCUGGUGCGCCCACGGCACCGAUGUCUGUGGGAGAUGAACCCCCACGUGGCCUAUACAUCGCUGUAUAUAGCACGUCUGUAAUGGGCAUCGAAGCCCUAUUCUCGCUGCCAGGCCCCUCCCCACCCUCCGUGGAGAUUUCUCUAGGGGCACUGGCAAAUGCCUACUUGAACAUUAUCCACGAUGCACAGAGCAGAGCUCCAGCCGCUCAUGGGCAUCUUUGCAAACUCUCUGGCAGGGUAAGUUUUUGUCCCAAGAAAAACCCCAGAACGGAAGAAAAGCAAGAAGGAACACCGCUGCCUCGCAGAGUCUCUCUGGGAGAAACGGCAGAGACAUACGUACCCAAGAAGCAGAGCCCAUGGAGAAGGCAGAGAACUUUGGUGCCAAUCUAGCAUUGCUAGACUCUGUGGAGAGUCACGGGGAGCUGGACUGGGCUAUUCUGCAGAGUCCCUGGAGCUCAGAUACUAGCUGUGUCCAGGUGGCCAGCUCUCAUCCAGCCCACGGUGAUAGUGACCAAAGGUCACGUUUUCAUAUGUGCCUGUGUCCCCUUUUCAGAAGUGACGUAGAACCAGAUCCUCAGAUGAAUUUAGGUGCCUAAUUCCCAUUGGUUUCAGUGGAUUUAGGAGCCUAAACACGGUUGAGGAUCUGGGCCCUAGUUUAUUUAGGCACUUAAAGAUGUAGUUCUCAAUGACAAUUAGGCGGGCAGGUGCUUUAGAAAAUCAUAGAAUCUCAGGGGUGGAAGGGACCUCAGGAGGCCAUCUAGUCCAACCCCCUUCUCAGAGCAGGACCAAUCCCCCAUUUUUGCCCCAGAUCCCUAAAGGGCCCCCUCAAGGAUCGAAUUCACAAUCCCGGGUUUAGCAGGCCAAUGCUCAAACCACUGAGGUAUGCCUCCCGCCAAAAAUCUUGCUAAAUGCUUCUGCAUCUUAAAAUCUGGCCCGAAAUCCCAUGAAAAGCCAAUGGAGCUAAGUUCCUAAGUCAUUUUUGAAAACGGACUUGGCCUUGUAAGUCCCAUAGGAGCCUCUGAAAAUCUUGGCCCGCAUCCUGUUGGAAUUGGAUGGUGGCUGGCGGAUCUACGGGAGAUGUGUGUGGCAGCCGGUCUCAGUCCAGGUCCCUGUGGCCACGUGUUCCCAUCAGAAUGACCCACCACCCUGCAAUGGCCCUCAGAACUGAUCCACGGGCAAAGCUCCUGACCUGCUUAUCAAAAGGGUGUUUGUGAAACUGCCCCUGGAUGAUCCAUUUGCAGGCCCAUGUGCAUUAGAAAUCUAGGCCCCGCUCCAGAAUCCGAUCCAUUCGGGUUUCCUGCAUAGAGCCCCCGGAAGUCAGUGGGACUCUCUGUGCCCAGCACAGACCUGACUGCUGAAUUGGCUCCUGGGGAUUGGUGAAUAAAAACGUGGAGCUGAACCGGUGCGUUUCUUGGACCCACUUGGGUGGCUCCACCUGUCAGCCAAGACGCCCGUGUAGCCCCAUUCGGUCUUGGGUAUUUCGCAAGGAAGCUCUGUUUGCAUUCUCGGAUCCUGGCGAAGAAUCCUGGAACCCUGCUGGGAUCCUCGAAGUUUGUCAUUAACCCUUUGUCAUUUCCCCAGCUGGGAGACAGAGAAAUACUAUUUUUUGGCAGACAGAAAGGGAGGAGCUUGCUUAAUUACGACGCGGGCAAUCCCGGGCCUUUCAAUUCUCGGUAUAAUUCCUUUGUUAAUAACUGAGUGUGCAUGUUCUGGGUUUUUUCUCUUUUCUUAUACAUUUUUUGGGUGAAUAAAUAAAAGCCCUUUGGAAGUGUGCUG